Molecule: messenger RNA, 1374 nt
Organism: Python bivittatus (Burmese python)
Lineage: Eukaryota; Metazoa; Chordata; Lepidosauria; Squamata; Pythonidae
Gene: CNOT9
Product: CCR4-NOT transcription complex subunit 9
Biological process (GO): mRNA catabolic process
Cellular component (GO): CCR4-NOT complex
Source: RefSeq, a predicted model, not a curated record
AGAAGAGCUGAGAGGAAGAGGCGGUGGCUUGUCCUCGGAUCCAUGAUGGCGGCGGCUGAAGUUGAAGCGGCCUCCUGAGCUCUCUCGCGAAGAAGUCCCGACCAUGCACAGUUUGGCCACGGCUGCGCCUGUGCCAACGGCACUUGCACAGGUUGAUCGAGAGAAGAUUUAUCAGUGGAUUAAUGAACUAUCCAGUCCUGAAACUCGUGAGAAUGCACUACUGGAGCUGAGUAAAAAACGAGAGUCUGUCCCGGAUCUUGCCCCAAUGCUAUGGCACUCAUUUGGCACAAUUGCAGCUCUGUUACAGGAAAUUGUAAAUAUCUACCCAUCUAUAAAUCCACCAACUUUGACAGCUCAUCAGUCCAACAGAGUAUGCAAUGCUCUGGCACUUUUGCAAUGUGUUGCAUCACAUCCAGAAACCAGGUCAGCUUUCCUUGCUGCUCAUAUCCCUCUUUUCUUGUAUCCCUUCUUGCACACCGUCAGCAAGACUCGUCCCUUUGAAUACCUGCGCCUCACAAGUCUUGGAGUAAUUGGGGCUCUUGUGAAAACAGAUGAACAAGAAGUGAUCAAUUUCCUACUAACAACAGAAAUUAUCCCUUUGUGUUUGCGCAUCAUGGAGUCUGGCAGUGAGCUUUCCAAAACGGUUGCUACUUUUAUUCUACAGAAGAUCCUGUUAGAUGAUACGGGACUGGCUUACAUCUGUCAGACUUAUGAGCGAUUUUCUCACGUUGCAAUGAUAUUGGGUAAAAUGGUCUUACAACUUUCCAAGGAGCCUUCUGCCAGGCUGCUGAAACACGUUGUCCGUUGUUACCUUCGCCUUUCCGAUAAUCCAAGAUGUAGGGCACGGGAAGCCCUCAGGCAGUGCCUUCCUGAUCAGCUGAAAGACACCACCUUUGCCCAAGUUCUGAAAGACGAUACCACCACCAAGCGUUGGCUAGCGCAGCUGGUCAAGAAUCUCCAGGAAGGCCAAGUCACCGACCCCAGGGGUAUCCCCCUUCCUCCACAGUGAAAGCCAAGGAGGUGGCAGAAACCAGGAGGAAACAGCUCAGGUUUACAGAGAGCCAGGAACCAAUGACCUCUUCCAAAUCCUGUCAGGCAUGCGUGGACAGCUCAUUAGACUGUCAGUAGCCACCUGGACUGCAGGCCCUUUCUAUAGCAACUUCUCACCAUGUCUUUGAGGAUUAUGACACCAGCAAACACAGUCGGGACAGACAAGCCCAUUUCAAAGUGUGGGCUUCAUUGCAAUGAUCAGUUGAGCACCGAGCUGGGCACUGCCUGUCUGGUUCAGUUGAGCAGGCUUGGAAAGUGUUCCCCAGUUUUCUUGUUAUUCACUGUUUACAUGUAAGUUCAAUAAAUGUUGAUCUGGUCAUUUGA